Messenger RNA from Vitis vinifera (wine grape), 474 nucleotides. RefSeq lists its product as uncharacterized. NCBI's taxonomy places the organism in Eukaryota, Viridiplantae, Streptophyta, Magnoliopsida, Vitales, Vitaceae. The record is from RefSeq and is a predicted model, not a curated record. The transcript has a single exon. Bases 123 to 401 code for a protein of 92 amino acids.
ACGAUAAAUCCAUCAACUUCCAAGAAUCACGUAACCCACUAUAAAUAAUGGACCAUCUCCUAAUUCAUUCUCAGGCUUGACUAUCAAUUCGUGUACACCAUCAAGAACAACAAAAUUUCAACAUGGGGAAGGGAGGAGGAGGCGGUGGCUCAAAAGGUGGUGGAGGAGGAGGCGGUGGCUCAAAAGGUGGUGGAGGAAGCGGCGGUUCUGGAUCAAAAGGUGGGAGUGGAGGUGGUGGACGCAGCAGCGGUGGUGGAAGCUCUUCAAAGGGAGGCUGUGGGGGCCAUGGAAUGAUGACAGCACCCGGUGGAGGUGGGGCAUGUAUUUCCAGGGACGUAUUUGAGAGUAACCCCCAGGGUUACUUUGCCGAUUUCCAUGCCAGCCAGAAGGGCAGCAAGUAGAUGUAGUGCCAUCAUAAUGGCACCUCUGAUAUAAUUAAACUAUAGUUUAUAAUAACAUAUCGCAGUUUGUUUA